Lagopus muta (rock ptarmigan) is the source of this 5302-nucleotide messenger RNA. RefSeq names its product potassium voltage-gated channel interacting protein 1 (gene KCNIP1). The transcript has 9 exons. Gene Ontology annotation, molecular function: potassium channel regulator activity; transmembrane transporter binding; calcium ion binding. The record is from RefSeq and is a predicted model, not a curated record. Lineage: Eukaryota; Metazoa; Chordata; Aves; Galliformes; Phasianidae. Gene Ontology annotation, biological process: regulation of potassium ion transmembrane transport. Bases 452 to 1018 code for a protein of 188 amino acids. Gene Ontology annotation, cellular component: voltage-gated potassium channel complex.
AAAAAAAAGCCCUCAAAGCUUAACGCUUGCUGUACGCUGAGCUGCAGUGCUUCGCUUUUCCCUCCUCCUUUCUUCUCUUCUUUCUUCUCUUGACUUCCUCUGUUUUGUUUUGUUCUCGUGGGCAUUUCGCAUAGAUUUUGUGCACUGGUGGUGGGAGGGAGGGGAGUGAGAAGGAUCAAAACCAGCCCAGCCAAAAUAAAUCGUCCACGAGAACUCAGGAGUAGCGUUUGCAAUGGGCGCUGUGAUGGGUACGUUCUCCUCUCUACAAACGAAACAAAGAAGACCAUCAAAAGGGAAGGCUCAGAGCUUUUGGAACAUUUGAAUGGCAACUCAGACAAACCCUGAAAAAGGGACUGAGCAUGGAAACAAGCCUUCUGGGGAAGGACUGCAGGGUGCUUGCUAGGACAGCCCCAAAUCACAGGUGUGAGAUAAAAUUGAAGAUGAAUUAGAAAUGACUACGGUGUGCCACAGACCCGAAGGCCUGGAACAGCUUGAAGCGCAAACCAAUUUCACUAAAAGAGAGCUUCAAGUGCUUUACAGAGGAUUUAAAAAUGAAUGUCCUAGCGGGGUGGUUAAUGAAGAGACGUUCAAACAGAUCUAUGCACAGUUUUUUCCUCAUGGAGAUGCUAGCAUGUAUGCACAUUAUCUCUUUAACGCGUUUGACACUGCACAGAAUGGCUCAGUGAAGUUUGAGGACUUUGUGAUGGCGUUGUCAAUUCUGUUGCGGGGAACAGUUCAUGAGAAGCUCAGAUGGACGUUUAACCUUUAUGACAUAAAUAAGGAUGGCUAUAUAAACAAGGAGGAGAUGAUGGAUAUAGUAAAGGCAAUUUAUGAUAUGAUGGGAAAGUACACAUAUCCCGUGCUGAAGGAAGAUGCUCCAAGGCAGCACGUAGAAGUGUUCUUCCAGAAAAUGGAUAAAAACAAAGAUGGUGUUGUAACUUUAGAUGAGUUUAUCGAAUCGUGUCAGGAGGAUGACAAUAUCAUGCGGUCCUUGCAGCUCUUUGAGAACGUAAUGUAACCAUGCCUGGAAAGCUCUGGAAGAGUCAGAGACUGUGUGUGUAACAAAGACCUCCUUUCUGGGUGAAAGCUUUUUAUAAUUCAGCCAUGUUCAAUUCAGCCAGCGUGUGAGGGUUUUGUAUGACGUGUCCAACCAAACGGCAACUGAAUGCAACUGAUCCCAUCUCUCCUCCACAAGAGACGACGGUGGACCUCUAUUUCAUUUUGGAAGCAUGCAAAUACUUUAAUAAAACCUGACGAGAGAGCUGCUGCUUGAAGCUCAAUGAGUAAUACACAGCGUUCUGUUUGCAAGCCACAAGUCCUGCUUUAAUCUAGCAAGCUUGAUUGCGUAUGAUAGCUCAUGUUGAUAGCAUAUUCAGCCACCUAUUACAAGCAAAAAGCUCAGUCCAUACAACCAUAUGGCAAAAUGUUUUAUGGAUGCCUUGCCUUUAAUCUGCUUUUACAAAAAAAAACAAAGAAUCUACAAGGGCCAUCUGUAAAAAUGAACAGUGAAUGUACCUGGGACGUUAAACAGACAGCCCGUGUAGCCAGCAUCCCCAUUUCUGCAGAGAUCUUGCUUCUCACUGCACUGGUGCCACCACGCUGAGGCUGGUGGAGGUAUGCCUGAGCACAUUAACCAGAGGAACUCAAUGCCAGGGUUAGUCAGAAAGGAGCAAAGCAUGAGUAGCACGUAAAUUUCAAAGUGCAGAGCAAAUCUGAUCAAUGAUGGUAAGUUGUUGCAGGACCAGGUAGGUUUAUAAGGGCUGCUAGAGGAAGAUGCACACCUGCUCUGGUCCCAGCCACCUUCUGCAGUCCCGGUGUGUUGUGGGACACCAAGUGAUUCUCCACUGUGCACCUCAGCAGCACCAUGGCCGUGUGAUGGUCCUUCCGCUGUGGUUUGGCACCUGCUUCUUAGAUGCGUCACUUGAACAUCUGUAUUCCUCCAUUAGAUGUUAAAACAAAGUAACUUCUACUCUGUGGAGUUAUUUAAGCUUUCCAGAAAAGGGCCAGGUGGUGCAGCUGUGUUCCCACGUAAGGGCCUUGGCACCCACAGAGUGCCAAAUAAGUUUAAUUGGCGCCUGCAUGGUUGCUGUUAGUAUCAGAAAUGUCUGCCGGGGUAGUUCCACAUUUUCUGUAGCAAAAUCUUUAUCCCACAAGACAGUUGCAUGACUCGUGCAAGUCCUGAUCCUUACCAAUGCCCUGGAGAGCUUUGUUGUGGGGAAUUGUUGGUUUCUUUCUUCCAAGAGGGAAACAGGAAGAGUCAUGUAGUGAAUUUAUACCAAGGUUGGAUUACGCCCAGUAGAUGUGUCUGCUGAGGAACAGGUCAGCCUGCUUUGCAGAGGAGUCUUAAGGAAAAUGGCUGUUCCCAAGCAGCUGAUGGUUGGGAAACCAAGGGAAGGAGGGAGCAGCCACCUGUACCAGCUGCACAAACCACACAGAAAGGAGAAUCCCCUGUCGUACCCAACAUCGUCCCUGUCCAGUAAGCAUAUAUUUUUAUUAUGUCAGAUACUAUAUUGCUAAUAUACUGUUGGCACUGAAGAUAUAUUUUAAAUAUUACGUAUGUGGAAGCUUUUUAUAAGACUAAAUAUAUAGUAUGCCUAAUUUCUGUAGCCCUAUGUUUUAUAAAAAAAAAUUAAUCUGUUGAAAUAUUCCUGGUUAUAGAGGUAGGUCUGAUCAGUACUGGAGUAAUGCUAUGUGUAUUCCUCAAGAUGGGAAGUGUUCCUUUUUUCUGUGCUUCUGCAUACUCUUCUGUGUGGUCUUUGCUUUGUUCCCCCAAGUUGAUUACUUGUCAUCAAAACAGCUGGUCAGCUGAGGGAAGUUACUUGCAUGCAGGAAUGACAUCUCAGUCUGUCCUGUUCGCUGCCUUGCACGCAAUUACCAUUAAUUAAUUCCUUCUAGCGAGUAUGCAGAGCAAAGCAGCUCCAGUGAUGUGCUGGGAUUCACAGAAGGGAUGCAGUGCUGUGAGAGUAGCCUUGUCUUCCAGCUGUCCAGUGUUGUCUAUUUGUUUUUUGUUUAAUAGGCACUUGAUAAAGACAUCAGCUGUAGCUGGAAUAAUGCCCAAUAUUUAUGUUGUUCCUUCUUGUGAUUCUUCUUGUAAUCACUUGGGCAAAUAAGAGCCUUCAGUGCAACAAGCAACCUGCUUUGUUCUCCUCCAUCCCUGCAGGCAUGUGUCUGUUGUCAGUCUGAGCAGGUAAUGUCACUGGACCAAAAAAAAGGGAAAGCAACCAUUUGUACUGAGUUCUUCAGUGUCUUUCACCUCUAACAGUGAUGCUCCAAAUGUGCUCGCAAGAUGGCAUAUGUAGCCUGAAUAUUUCUCAGAAUUGGAAUGUGCCUUUUUCAGUAGACCAGAAGUAUUAAUAGAUGCGUGAUCCUUGUAGACCCUGGAGCUAAAUUAAUUUCUGGAGCCACCCUGAAUUUGGCCUCAGCUGUGUUUUCAGUCUCCGCUAGGAGAAGUGUUGUGUCCCAGGGACCAGAACUGCUCUGGGUCAAGUACAGCCUGACUGAGCAACAUACCUGAAACAUCUGCAUGUUACUCUCAACGUAUCUUUAAGUGCAUUGCUGAAGCCAGAUUACUAUUAGUGCCCUUACACUUUUCGUUUCUCCUCUUCUGCACUGCUGUAGUUUUUAUCAGUUCCCAGUAAUGAUGGCCGUGCGUUAGGAAGAGAGGGAGAUGCUGAAAGCUGCUCUGGUCCUGACUCUGCCCCUAAGCCAUAACCAGAGCCCAGCUGCCAUUGCCUGUGCCUCAUGCCUGCCAUUUGCUCCUGGAUUGCUGCUUCUAUGUUCCCCUUAAGAUGCCAUCCAGAGACCCAGCCAGGCUGAGCUGCCAGCCCAGGAGAAACUCAUGGGGUUCAAUAAAUCCAAGUGCAAGGUUUGGCACUUGGGUCACAGCAAGCCCUGCUAUCAGUGCAAGCUGGGGAAUGUAAGGUAGAGCAUGGCUGUGAACUAAAAGAGGGGAGAUUUAGGUUGGAUAUGAGGAAGAGGUUUUAUACAGUGAGGGCAAUGAGGCAGUGGCACAGGGUGCCCAGAGAUGUGGUGGAUGCACCAUGUCUGCAGGCACUCAAGGUCAGGCUGGACGGGGCUCUGAGCACCUGAUUUAGUGGAGGUGUCCCUGUUCAGUGCAGGCAGUUGGACCAGAUGGCCUUUAAGGGGUCCUCCAACUCAAACUCUUCUCUGAUUGUAAGUCUGUUGCUUCAGUAGGAGGAUUUGCCACGUGACGCACAACAGCAGCAUUUCCUGUAGCUCUGGUCAUGUAUUCUGGCUGUGACAGAGCAGUUGCCUUUGUGAAACCAUUUAUUAUCCUGUGUUUGUCCACAAUCCCACUGCUAGCAGCCGGAGGCUUGUGUGCAUCAGUGCCCAGGGGCCUCAGGGCUUUCCGUGAGCAGCAUCCAUGCACGUGGCAGGUGACAGAGCUGCAGUGACUGUGAGAGAGUCAUCCUCUGCAUGGAAAUGUCUUUGGGUUUGCCUUUUAUGUUCUUGGUGAACAUUAGUUUGUAAGCUUGCAAAGCCUCUCAUCGCUCAUAAAUGAGGCUUGCAAUAUUGAUGGCAAAUACUUACUGCUACGGCUUUCCAAAUAAAACAUAGUAUGCUGUUCUGAUCUCAUCUCGCCAUCAAUCCUCUUGCCAGGAUGUGAAGGAAGCUGCUGCGCUGCCUGCUAAGUUACAGUUAGACUCUGUCAGUGCUAUCAGCUGUGCACAUUUUCUUGAAGCUGUGAAUGUUUCAAUAACAUCUGCAUUGUAAGUCUGACUGUUUCACUACUUACAAGCAUUAAUCUGCAUUUUCAUGCUAGCGUUUUCUAAUAAAAGCCUUUCUAACAUGCGCUUUAGGCAACCAUCUGUUGAAAAAUAGGAAUAUGAUGAAUGAUGAUGCAAAAAAAAAAAAAAAAAAAAAAGCAAGCAAUGUAAUUCAUCUGUUGUCGUUGAUGUACAUUUUCCUGUAUUUUUGAAUGCAUUGCAAUACUGUGAGUAACUGUAUGUUGAGUUGCAAACCUGAAGGUGCGGAUAUACGAAGGUUCCAGCGCCGCGGGCAGGACUUUGGCAAUGCCUGGCUGCAGCAUGGUAAGAGCAGGGCAUCUUCAUGUCUGCGUGUGACCGCCGCUAAGAUGGCAGCAGCUCGUUGCUCGUGGGAGCGCCAUGAAGGACUUGUGGGACAGUGCUGCUGGUGUCGGUGGUGCAAACUAAAGCCAUGCGGGUGGAGCGGCGGUGCGUCGCUCCUAUUAAAAAUGCUGUUAUCCGAUGGCAGUUUGUAUGACGUUUUGUUGAAUGGUUUUAAAGAUUUGGGUUUUAAUAAUAAAAACUAUGUGUCUGUA